AUGGAACAGCUGGGAGAGGUAGCGUUAUUGGUGAACUCGCAUUGUUGUACGGCAGGCAAAGAUGAGGAGCUCCUGAAAGAAGAACUCUCAGAGGUUGACAGGGUCAUCGACAAGGUAUCUGGGGUCAAGAAACGCUAUGAUGGCGACAUUGUUCGACGAUUCGUGCCAAUGCGGGGUUGGCUCUGGUCGAGAUGGAAAGGUACCAUCCCUCAACAGGUAUGGAAGACUGUCAUUGUGAAUCUUUUCGUGUCAGUGGGGGUUUCCACCUUGAUCCGCAAUUAUUCGCAGCCAACAUGGGCCAUCGGGAUGUUGCCUGACUCGCAAAAUCACAUUAUAUCACGGCUUGUUGGGCUCAAAAUGGUAUGGAAGUACCUGAUGACCAUCACAACAUUCAUUUUGACGUUCUUCUUGAGUCAGGCAUACUCGUUGUGGAGAGACUUUUACUCACUAACCCGAAAGAUUCAAGGUCGAAUGAAUGAUCUUGGGUUGUUGAUUGCAGCAGCCGCGAAACGUGACAAGAAUGGAAUGUAUACAGAAGAAGGCAAACGUCUCAUUGAUGAUACUAGUGCGUAUAUGAGGCUAUUUCACAUCUUGAUGUGGGCAACCUUCUCAAAACGCUUGGACGUCCUCCUCAGUGAUACUGGUUUGCGGAGAAUGAUUAGCCGAGGUCUCUUGAGUCAAAAAGAAUAUGAAACCUUGCGAUUGCUACCUACAGAAGUUGGUUACCCAAACGCAUGCGUGAUUUGGAUUUUGGCAAGAUGUAUACAGGCAAUGGACGACGGGUCGCUUACAAAUGACCCCGUUCUGCGAGAACAAAUUUAUAUUAAGGUCCUUGAACUCCGUUCCACAUGUGCAAGCAUUCCAGAUCUUCUCGCUGCAGUGAUCCCGCUUGCGUACGCUCAUAUAGUGCAAAUCCUGGUUGAUAUCUUUAUCUCCCUCUCUCCUUUUGCCUUGUACAGCGAAGUGGGGGUUUGGAGCACACCUGCAGUUGCUUUACUGACGAUUUUCUACAGUGGGCUCUUGGAUUUAUCAAAACUUUUGCUUGAUCCGCUUGACAACAAUGGUUUCUACAAUGAUAGUGUGAACAUGGACAUCCCAGUGCUCAUUCGAGAAUCCAAUUCUGGUUCGACAAGGUGGAGUCAAGGAGCAAAGUACCUCCUCUUCUGA
Messenger RNA from Cylindrotheca closterium, 1167 nucleotides. The record is from the annotation of a GenBank genome assembly. NCBI's taxonomy places the organism in Eukaryota, Bacillariophyta, Bacillariophyceae, Bacillariales, Bacillariaceae.